UCUUUCUUUUCACCUUUUUUUUCGUGAUUUGUUCGCUGUAAUUCUGUUCAAAUUGGCCGAUUUCAGUGGCGAGAGAGCUUGCUUCUGCUCUCGGAUCAAUCAUCUAAAUGACCGUUUGUUGAUCGGCGCAGCUCUACGCCUCUUACCGGAGUUUCAUGGCGGAUGAGAUCGCCGUUCUCGUCGCGGCUGCAUCCUCCGAUGAUUUCGCUCAGCAGCUCCGCUCUGAUGCGCUGGCGCCUGUGUUCAGGCUAGGGUUUCAGAAACUCUACUCAAUCCUCAGGCAAUCCGUCAAACCAGUGGAUGUUGAUGUUGAUAUUGAUAGUGGCGGUGGGAAUAGUAAACCUGGCGGCAGUAAAUUAGGGCUGGAGGAUUGGGACCAAGCUCAGAUUCAUGCAUUGGCUUGUGUCUCAGUUGCUGUUGUCAAAGGCAUCCGAUCCCUAUCGAUUGACCAAGUCGAACCAGUUGCUGUGGCCGUGGUCCAGCAGUCGAUUGAGUUUGCUUUGUGUUAUUUGGAGAAAUGCAUUCGGAAGAGUGAUGAUUCAACUCUACAGAAUGCUAUGUUACAACUAUUAGAGCUGUUGCUAGUGGAUGGCGCACACAUAGACAUUUCACAGCCGUGUUCAACGAGUAUUCCUGUGGACUUGUUGUCUCCUGUUGCUGAUAAAGAUGAUGCUGUUCAGUGGCAGGGCAAUGUUAAGUGCAUGCAUCAAGGAUCCAUGUGCUCUCAGGAAAAGGAAGCAGAUGAUCAACUGUUAAUGACAUUUAUGUCUGAAUGUGUGCAAGUUGAUAUUGUAAAUCCUGUUAUGACUGGUCUGUUUCCCCCCUCCAAUGUCAAUAAGCUGAGUACUCUUGCUCAGCAUUGGGCUAUUGUUCAUUUAGGAUUCAUUCAUCGUCUUAUCCGACUUUGCAAAGAACUUCUAGAACUUCCAGUGUCAUAUGAUGAGAAACAAGCAUGUCUCAACCUGCGGCGAAGAUUGUCAACUUGUGUGAGAGUACUCAAGUUACUGGGGAGUCUUACAAAAGAGAAUUCAUCUGUUGGUUCUGACAAAGUGUUGUUGCAAUCUACUGCUUCGUUAAUCGAUAUAAUGCCUAUCUUGUUCAGAACUUGCGUUGAGUUUGUAAAUAAUAAUUCUGUGGUCGAAAGUAGCUAUGAGAGCCUCGCUGUGCACUUCUUGGAAGAAUUUUUUCAAGUAAUGCAAGCAACUUUCUGCAAGAAUUACGUGUUUCAGAAUAUCCGAGCAUGCGCAGUGGCAUCUAUCUUGCACAAUCUGAAUUCUGAUGUCUGGAGGUUUGAUAUAUCUGUUUCCAGUCAUAAAGCUCCCUUGGCGUAUUUCCCUCGGGUGGUUAUUUUUGCGCUGAAACUCAUUUCGGAUAUCAAGGAUCAGACCCGUCACGUUUUUGAGUUUGAUGAUCUGAAUACAAAGGAUACCGAGAGUCAUUUAGAGCUUGAUUCCCCUUCAUGCCAUGUUUGUAACAAGAAAGUAUUCUUGCUGAAAAAGUAUACCGUGGAGGAAUUAUUUGGAAUGAUAUUUCCUUCAUCAGUUCAAUGGCUAGACAAUGUAAUGCAUCUAAUUAAUUUCCUUCACUAUGAGGGCAUUAAAUUAAGGCCAAUACUGGAAAGAUCAUUUUCAAGUGGGACAAAAGCAUCUGGUAUCUCUGAAGUAGAAACCAUUGUUUGCCAUGAAGAUGAAGCCUUGUUCGGGGAUCUUUUUUCUGAGGGGGGUCGCUCUGUUGGAUCUGCUGACGGAUGUGAACAAUCUAAUGUUGCUGCUAUUUCCAGUUUUAGCAAUAUGCCAUUUCAGGCGGCAGCUGAAUUACUCAAUUUUCUGAGAACAUGUGUUUUUUCUCCUCAGUGGCACCCUUCGAUGUAUCAAGAUGCACGCAAAAAGCUUAGUGGCGACCAUAUUGAUCUUUUGCUCUCGAUAGUUAAAUGCCCGGGUUGUUUUCCUGAAGAUAGGGUUUCUGAUAAUAGUCCAACUUUGCAUGAAGAGAGGAAGUUUGGGCACUUGCAUCAAUUUUGCUUUGAACUAUUGCAGAAACUCGUUAUGCUCCGAGUUUUCUCUGAAUCUCUUGAAGAGUCACUUGCGGAGAAAAUACUGACGGUUGAGAAUGGUGCUCAUAUGUACAACGAUCAGAUGCUUGCUUUGCUUGCCCAUAUACUUGUGUCCCGAGUGGGUUCAGCUGGUUCUACAUUAAGAACCAAAAUGUAUCAGAUGUUUGUAAAAUUUAUCCAUCAGAAGGCAAAAACUGUCUGCUCAGUGUGUCCUGGUCUGAAGGAGAUUGUUGAAACUCUUCCUUCUCUAUUUCACAUGGAAAUACUUUUUAUGGCUUUCCAUUGUUCAUCGGAAGAGGAAAAGGCUGUACUGGCGAAUGAAAUACUUUUGUCACUGAAAACGAUCGAUAUACCCUCUACUGGUUCCGAUGUUGUGCAGUUGUCAUGCUGGGCCUUGCUGAUUUCAAGGUUGAUUUUAUUACUUCGUCACAUGAUAUUUCACCCGCGUUCAUGUCCGUCGUUGCUGCUUUUGGACUUCAGAAUCAAUUUGAGGGAAGCCUCUGAGAUAAGCUUGCCUAAUUGUGCCAACUAUCUAUCAUCGUGGCCAGCCAUUUUGCUGGAGGACACGACGGAUUCAAAAGAAACAUCUGCAAACAUUAGUUUGCUUAAUCAGUUGGUCGAUAUUGCCCCCCUUCCAGCUUCCUUAUGUAGAGAUUCUCCUACAGGUGAUUUCUUCGGUUUGAAUCAGGAGGAGAUCAGUGCCUGUUUUUCACGCAUUCUGGGAUUUUGGAACGGUAAAAAAGCUGCCAGUACAGAUGAUCUGAUUCUUGAACGGUAUCUUUUUGUGCUUUGCUGGGAUAUUUCAAUUGAGGGAUUUUCUUCAGAACAUUGGCGAGUUCUCUUAAGUGGCCUUGAAGUUCCUGAUAUCUUGGACAUGAAGAAUUUUCUUUAUAUUUCUCAUUCUAUCUUAUCUCAGCAUGCUGCUAGCAAUGAAUGCAUUGGCAUUGCAGAUCUCGUUUUGGGUUUGCUUCAUCAUUUGCAUGGUGCACUUGCGUGUGGAGAUGCUGGUGACAUUGGCUGGGACUUUUUUAGGAUCGGUUCCUGGGUUUCUUUUGUUCUCUCCUUACUAAAUACAGGCAACCAGGGCUACAAUAAUAACAAUUCUCUCUCAAUAGUGGCUCCCAGCCAGCAAGAAUACACUGCAGGGGAUGCUAAGUUCUUGGCAUUGACCAAAUGUCUUGCUUACAACUCUUUCAAUGCUGAUCAGGUUGCAAUACUAAUCAAAUUAUUAUCAUCUUUGUUGAAGAGAUACUUAGCGGUGUACCAGAGAGCUGUAGCUUCACUUUUUGGAAGUGGGCGUCACUCUGCUGACAAGUACUUUCCUCUGUUGCUUCUUGAGUAUACUGGUUCGGACAACAGUAUGCAGGAUGAGUUCACUGAGAAGAUGGGGAUCAAACCCUGCCUGCUGGGCUCUCUUUACGAGCUUCCAUCGAAGUUAACCAAAAUUGUUGAAACUUCUGCUCUGGGAAUUCGAUCUAAAAUUGUUUGGCAAGUUGCAUUGCAUGGAUUUCCAAUUGAUUAUCAACUACCAAGUGAAAUUUUAUCAUCCUGCAUCCUCAGCAUACAGGCAAUUGUUGUUAAUCUAUGUGGAGUUCUUGAGAUGAAUGUUUCCAGUGGGAGCAGUUGGGAAGAAAAAGAGGUAAUGGGUGAGAUUCUCGAGUCAAUUUUGACGAUCAAAUGCAACAAGGUCUUUGAAAACCUUGAGGGUCAAUGUGAAAUUAUAAGCCAAAGCUUGAAAUUGGGCAGUGAAGGAUCUGAUUAUAGCAGCUUAUUCAUUAUGAAGCGAAUGGAAGAAUUCCUGCAAAACAAAGAAGAGGAUGUCAACAGAAGUAUCCAUGAAUGCGUAGUUGUGAAAAUGGUUGAUUUGGCUAACAGCCUGAAGGGGGAUACCCAAAGAGCUUCCAUUUUCAAAUUUUUCCUCUCCACAGAGGAUAUUUCUGAGAAGACUAAGAACUUUUAUGGUUCCCAGCGAGGGGAUAUAUUAGUUCUGAUUGAUGCUCUCGAUUACUGCCAUUCUCAAUCUGUUAAUGUGAGGGUUCUCAACUUCUUUACGGAUCUUUUAUCUGGGGAAUAUCCUGAAGUGAAACUGAAGUUGCAGAUGAAGUUUGUUGGCAUGGAUAUGGGUUCCCUAUUAAAGUGGGUGGAAAUGAGGUUGUUGGGAUCUAUACCAGACACAGAGAACGGUGUCAGUGUUAAAGAAUCUUCAGUUUCUUUAAGAGACUCCACCAUAAACUUCCUCAGGUGUCUUUUGACUCCCACUUCUGGAUUCGAAAUACAAGAUCUGCACUCUCAUUUACAUCAAGCCAUGCUUCUUUCCCUGGACAAUGCAUUUUUACUAUAUGAUAUAAAUACAGCAAGAAGUUACUUCAAUUUCAUUGUCCAACUUUCCAAGGGGGAAAUGUUAAUCAAGUCACUACUACAGAAGACUAUCAUGUUGAUGGAGAAGCUUGCUGGUGAUGGACACUUGCUUCAAGGGCUGAAGUAUCUUUUUGGAUUCCUUGCGGCGACUGUAAGUGAUUGUGUAUCCCCGAGUUGCAUUAUGGAAAAGUCUUCUGGAAAGAUUGUUGCUAGCUCCGGUCCCGUGUUAGGCCCAUUGUCUUCCAGGACUCUUGGUUCAAGAAAAGAUGCUGAUGUUUUGGUUUCAUCGGCUGAUCGAGGGUUGACACCUUUUGAUUGUGAUGCUACUUCUGUUGAUGACGAUGAAGAUGAUGGAACAUCUGAUGGCGAGUUAGGGAGCAUGGAUAAGGAUGAGGAGGAGGAUAGCAACAGUGAGAAGGCACUGGCAUCAAAAGUUUGUACAUUUACAUCUAGUGGCAGCAAUUUUAUGGAACAGCACUGGUACUUCUGUUAUACAUGUGAUCUCACAGUCUCCAAAGGCUGCUGUUCAGUCUGUGCAAAAGUUUGCCAUCGAGGCCAUCGUGUUGUGUACUCACGCUCUAGUCGGUUUUUCUGUGACUGUGGCGCCGGAGGUGUUCGAGGCAGCAGUUGUCAGUGUCUGAAACCUCGAAAAUUCACUGGAACUAAUAGCGCACCCUCUCACAGUGCUGGCAACUUCCAGUCCUUUCUCUCUCUUACAGAGAAUAGCAAUCAGCUGCCUGAAAGUGAUUCAGAUAUUGACGAGGAUACAUCUACAGAUCUGGAUAACUCUACCCGAUUAGCUCUUCCGAAAGAGGUCCAAGAGAGGAUGGCACUGCUGCUUAAUGAGCUGGAGGUUGAAGGGCGUAUGCUAGGAGUUUGUGCAUCUUUAUUGCCCCAUAUUACUGGAAGAAGAGACUCCCACAUGAUGGGAGAUAGGGAAGUUACCUUGUCUGAAGACAAAGUGCUCCACUACGGUAAUGAUCUUCUACAGUUGAAGAAGGCAUAUAAAAGUGGGUCAUUAGAUUUGAAGAUAAAAGCAGAUUAUUCAAACGCGAAGGAACUCAAAUCUCACUUGGCAAGUGGAUCUCUCAUCAAAUCUUUACUUACUGUCAGUGCCCGAGGUCGAUUGGCAGUUGGAGAAGGUGAUAAAGUAGCCAUAUUUGAUGUGGGGCAGUUGAUUGGGCAAGCCACUAUUGCUCCUGUGACGGCGGAUAAGACUAAUGUGAAGCCUCUUUCUAAGAACGUUGUUCGCUUUGAGAUCGUGCAUCUCCUUUUCAAUUCACUUGUAGAGAAUUACUUGGUUGUCGCAGGCUAUGAUGAUUGUCAGGUCCUUACAGUUAAUCAUCGAGGUGAGGUGAUCGAUCGAUUAUCUAUUGAACUUGCUCUACAAGGCGCAUAUAUAAGACGUGUGGAAUGGGUGCCAGGUUCUCAGGUUCAGUUGAUGGUAGUCACAAAUAGAUUUGUCAAAAUAUAUGAUCUGUCUCAAGACAAUAUCAGUCCCUUGCACUAUAUAACAAUGCCUGAUGAUGUGAUUGUGGAUGCAACUCUUUUGGUUGCUUCCCAUGGUAGAAUUUUUCUCGUUGUCCUGUCAGAGUCCGGCAUCCUAUACAAGUUGGAGUUAUCGGUGAAAGCAAAUGUUGGGAGCAGGCCCUUGAAAGAAGUCAUUCAAGUAGAGGGCAGAAAUACUCAGGCAAAGGGAUCCUCGCUAUAUUUUUUGGCUACUCACAAAUUACUCUUUCUGUCCUACCAAGAUGGGAGUACUUUGAUUGGCCGCCUUAAUCCAGAUGUAACAUCUGUGGUAGAAGUGUCUGCUGUGUAUGAUAAUGACUUGAAUGGUAAGCUACGGCCAGCUGGUUUGCAUCAUUGGAAAGAGUUACUGGGUGGCACUGGGCUGUUUGUGUGCUAUUCUAAUCAAAAAUCAAAUGGGAUACUUGCCAUCUCUUUGGGACAACAUGAAGUGCUUGCACAGAACUUGCGACAAACUGGGGGUUCAACCUCACCUCUGGUUGGGGUUACUGCUUAUAGGCCUUUGUCAAAAGACAAAAUCCACUGUCUUAUUUUGCAUGACGAUGGAAGCCUCCAGAUUUACUCUCACAUCCCAGCUGGGGUGGACACUGGUGUAAAUGUAAUGGCAGACAAGGUUAAGAAAUUGGGUAGUGGUAUUUUAAAGAAUAAAGCCUAUGGGGGCAUUAAACCAGAAUUUCCCCUCGACUUUUUCGAGAAAACUGUCUGCGUUACACAAGACGUGAAAUUUAGUGGUGAUGCCAUUAGGAAUAACGAUUCUGAGGGGGCGAAGCAAACUUUGGCAUCUGAAGACGGGUUUCUAGAGGGACCUAACCCUGCUGGAUUCAAGAUUACAGUGGCCAAUUCGAAUCCUGAUAUUGUCAUGGUUGGUUUCCGCUUGCAUGUUGGUAACACAUCAGCUAGUCAUAUUCCCUCGGAAGUUACAAUUUUCCAGAGAGUGAUAAAAUUAGAUGAAGGAACGCGAUCUUGGUAUGAUGUACCCUUCACUGUGGCUGAAUCACUCCUAGCUGAUGAGGAAUUCACAAUUUCUAUUGGCCGAACCUUCAGCGGAUCUGCUUUGCCCAGAAUAGACUCUUUAGAAGUAUAUGGCCGAGCAAAGGAUGAAUUUGGUUGGAAAGAGAAGAUGGAUGCAAUUCUAGAUAUGGAAGCUCGAGUGGUUGGUUGUAAUUCGUGGUCCACAGGUUCAGCAAGAAAGUCUCGGGCAGCACAAUCUGCUUCAGUAGAGGAGCAGGUGGUGGCUGAUGGACUCAGGCUCCUGUCCAGAAUCUAUUCGUUAUGUAAAUCUCAGGGAUUCUCAAAAAUUGAAGAAGUUACGGAGUGGAGCAAUCUUAAAUUUAAGCAAGUGCUGGAAACAGUUUUUGAAAGUGACAGGGAGCCUUUGCUACAGGCUGCUGCCAGCCGUGUUCUGCAAGCUGUUUUCCCUAGACGAGAGAUCUAUUACCAAGUGAAAGAUACCAUGCGUCUCAAUGGGGUAGUGAAAUCUACAGUCAUGCUCUCGUCGAAGUUGGGAAUGGGGGAGCUUACUGCAGGGUGGAUAAUUGAGGAGUUUACAGCACAGAUGCGUGCUGUUUCUAAGAUAGCUCUGCAUCGUCGCUCAAACUUGGCCAAUUUCCUCGAGACUAAUGGUUCUGACGUAGUUGAUGGACUUAUGCAAGUACUAUGGGGAAUUUUGGAUAUAGAGCAGCCAGACACACAAACGAUGAACAACAUUGUCAUUUCAUCUGUGGAACUUAUUUAUUGUUAUGCAGAGUGUCUGGCAAUGCAGGGAACAAAUGCGGUAAAGCAAUCAGUAGCACCUGCUGUUAUUUUAUUGAAAAAACUUCUUUUCUCGACUGAUGAGGCUGUUCAAACUUCCAGCAGCUUGGCUAUAUCUUCUAGAUUUCUCCAGGUUCCUUUUCCAAAGCAGACGAUGUUAGGUGCAGAUGACGUGAUGGAGAGUGCAACAUCUGUUCCCCUUCGUGCUGAUGUUGCAAGUGCAACUAGUGGGAAUAAUCCUGUUAUGGUAGAAGAAGAUUCCAUUACUUCAUCUGUACAGUACUGUUGUGAUGGUUGCUCAACUGUUCCUAUACUGAGGCGAAGAUGGCACUGUACUGUUUGCCCUGAUUUUGAUUUAUGUGAAGCAUGUCAUGAAGUCUUGGAUGCGGAAAGACUUCCUCCUCCACAUUCUAGAGAUCAUCCAAUGACAGCAAUCCCAAUUGAAGUAGAGACAUUCAAUGGAGAUGGCAAUGAGAUUCACCUUUCCACUGAUGAUUUAGGUGACUCAAGUUUGUUUCCAAUUGCUGCUGAUGCAAAUGCGCAAAAUCUGGCUCCAUCAAUCCAUGAGUUGGAGCCUAAUGAGACUGGACAGUUUCCAACUUCAGCGGUUGACCCUGUUACUAUUUCUGCCUCUAAAAGGGCUGUCAAUUCGUUACUUCUUUCUGAGCUCCUUGAACAACUAACAGGAUGGAUGGAGACCACCUCUGGAGUGCAGGCUAUUCCUGUGAUGCAGCUUGUCUACAGAUUGUCAUCAGCUAUUGGUGGUCCUUUUGUUGAUAAUACCGAGAUUGAUAGCUUAAAUUUGGAGAAACUGAUUAAAUGGUUUGUAAGUGAGAUGAAAGUUGAUAAGCCUUUUGAUGCCCGAACCCGUUCAUCUUUUGGGGAAGUUGUGAUCCUGAUCUUCAUGUUCUUCACCCUUAUGCUGCGUAACUGGAACCAACCAGGUAGUGAUGUUACGACAUCAAAAUCUGGUGGGGCAACAGACGCACAGGACAAGACAACCAACCAAAUCCCAUUUUCCAUGUCAUUAUCCAGUUCAUCUACAUCUGAUUGCCAAGAGAAGAGUGACUCCGCUUGUCUGCAUAGAGCUUGCAGCUUUCUGAGGCAGCAGAUUUUCGUUAAUUACCUUAUGGACAUACUGCAACAGCUUGUCCACGUGUUUAAGUCCCCUUCUGUCAGUGCUGAAACCCAUGGCCUGAACCCUGGUUCUGGUUGCGGUGCACUAUUAACAGUUCGACGAGAACUUCCAGCUGGUAAUUUUUCACCAUUUUUCUCAGAUGCGUAUGCCAAAUCACAUCGAUCAGAUCUGUUUGCUGACUACCACAGACUGUUACUUGAGAACACUUUUCGGUUGAUUUACUGUUUAAUUCGACCUGAAAAGCAUGACAAGAGUGGAGAGAAAGAGAAGGCGUAUAAAAUUCAUUCUGGUAAGGAUUUGAAGCUUGAUGGGUAUCAGGAUGUUCUUUGCAGUUACAUCAACAAUCAACAUACAAGUUUUGUGAGGAGGUAUGCCAGGCGGCUGUUUCUGCAUAUUUGUGGCAGUAAGACACAUUAUUACAGUGUCCGAGACUCUUGGCAGUUUUCAAGUGAAUUUAAGAAGCUUUAUAAACACAUAAACAAGUCUGGUGGAUUUCAAGGUUCUGUCUCAUAUGAAAGAAGUGUGAAAAUAGUGAAAUGCCUCUCCACCAUAGCUGAAGUAUCCGCAGCAAGGCCUAGAAACUGGCAAAAAUAUUGCUUGAGACAUGGUGAUGUCUUACCCUUCCUCAUGAAUGGAGUUUUCUCCUUUGGAGAAGAAUGUGUUGUUCAAACUCUGAAACUUUUGAAUUUGGCCUUUUAUACUGGAAAGGAUACUAAUCACUCUUCGCAUAAGACUGAAGGUGGAGAUGGAGGUACAUGUUCAAAUAAGUCUGGGCCACAAUCUAUUGAAGCUAAAAAGAAGAAGAAAGGUGAAGAAGGAAGUGAAUCGUCUGCGGAGAAAUCUUACAUGGAUAUGGAACAGGUCUUAAAUGUCUUUACUGACCGCAGUGAUGAUUGUUUGAUGCAAUUUAUUGACACAUUUUUGUUGGAAUGGAAUUCAAGCACUGUUCGUGGGGAAUCCAAAUGUUUUCUUCUUGGGGCCUGGCACCAUGGGAAACAGUCGUUCAAGGAAACCCUGUUAACUAUUCUCUUGCAAAAAGUGAAACACUUGCCGUUGUAUGGUCAAAAUGUCGUUGAGUACACAGAACUCGUGACCUACUUGCUCGGAAAAUCACCAGAAAACGGCUUAAAGCCGCAGAACAGUGAAAUUGUAGACAAAUGCUUGACUUUUGAUGUGGUUAAAUGCAUUUUUGAGACACUUCAUUCACAAAAUGAGCUUUUGGCAAACCAUCCCAAUUCUCGCAUCUAUAACACUUUGAGUGGUUUGGUGGAAUUUGAUGGCUAUUAUCUUGAGAGUGAGCCUUGUGUUGCCUGCAGCUCUCCCGAGGUCCCAUAUAGUCGGAUGAAGCUGGAAAGUCUGAAGUCAGAAACCAAGUUCACAGAUAAUCGUAUUAUUGUGAAGUGCACUGGUAGCUACACCAUCCAGAGUGUGACGAUGAAUGUCCAUGAUGCCCGUAAAUCUAAAUCAGUGAAAGUGCUGAAUCUUUAUUACAACAACCGGCCUGUUGCUGAUUUGUCGGAGUUGAAAAAUAAUUGGUCCUUGUGGAAGCGAGCGAAGAUCUGCCAUCUUGCUUUCAAUCAGACAGAGCUGAAAGUGGAUUUCCCUAUUCCUAUAACAGCAUGUAACUUUAUGAUUGAGUUGGAUUCUUUCUAUGAAAAUCUUCAGGCAUUAUCCCUUGAACCACUGCAGUGUCCACGUUGUAGUCGACCUGUGACUGACAAACAUGGAAUUUGUGGCAACUGUCAUGAGAAUGCAUAUCAAUGCCGGCAAUGCCGAAACAUUAAUUAUGAAAAUCUCGACUCCUUUUUAUGCAAUGAGUGUGGAUACAGUAAAUAUGGUCGUUUCGAAUUCAAUUUCAUGGCCAAGCCAAGCUUUACUUUUGACAGCAUGGAAAAUGAUGAAGAUAUGAAAAGAGGACUAGCUGCAAUAGAAUCUGAAUCAGAAAAUGCUCAUCGGCGGUACCAACAGCUUUUGGGUUUCAAGAAACCUUUACUGAAGAUUGUCUCAAGCAUUGGCGAGAAUGAAAUGGAUUCUCAGCAGAAGGAUUCUGUACAGCAGAUGAUGGUGUCAUUACCUGGUCCUUCGUGCAAGAUCAACCGUAAAAUUGCCCUUCUUGGCGUACUGUAUGGUGAGAAAUGCAGAGCAGCAUUCGAUUCUGUGAGUAAAAGUGUUCAGACUCUUCAAGGUCUCAGACGGGUAUUAUUGAAUUAUUUGCAUCAAAAGCAUUCUGAUAAUCUUGCUGCAGCCUCUAGAUUUGUUGUCUUGCGGUCUCCUAAUAGCUGUUAUGGCUGUGCUAGUACAUUUGUUACCCAGUGUCUUGAGAUAUUACAAGUGCUGUCAAAACAUCCGAGUUCGAAGAAGCAACUUGUUGCUUCUGGCAUUCUGCGUGAGUUGUUUGAGAACAAUAUACAUCAGGGCCCAAAAACUGCUCGUGUUCAAGCCAGGGCGGCACUUUGUGCCUUCUCAGAGGCUGAUGUGAAUGCAGUGUCAGAAUUGAACAGCUUGCUGCAAAAGAAGGUUAUGUACUGUCUUGAACAUCAUCGCUCCAUGGACAUUGCUCUGGCAACACGUGAAGAACUAAUGCUGCUUUCAGACGUCUGUUCCUUGACAGACGAGUUUUGGGAGUCAAGGUUGAAGAUUGUCUUCCAGUUGUUAUUUAAAUCAAUCAAACUGGGUGCCAAACAUCCUGCUAUAUCGGAGCAUGUUAUUCUUCCUUGUCUGAAGAUUAUAUCUCAUGCAUGUACUCCUCCUAAACCUGAUGCAAUAGAUAAAGAGCCAGGGACUGAAAAGCCAUCUCCCAAUUUCACAUAAAAGAUGAAAACAGCUCAUAUGAAUCUGGCUCUAGUGGGGCUUGCGAAUGCAAGCAGGGCUGUAUCAGAGUCGUUGGAGAAGAAUUGGGACGGUUCUUCUAAGACUCAAGAUAUCCAGUUACUGAACUAUUCUGAAUGGGAAAAAGGAGCAUCAUAUCUUGACUUUGUGAGACGGCAAUAUAAAGUUUCUCAGACAGUCAGAGUUGGCCAGAAAUCUCGGCCUCAUAGAUAUGACUAUUUGGCCAUGAAAUAUGCUCUGAGGUGGAAGCGAAGCUCUUGUAAAGAAGCUCAGAGUGAGAUAAAAUUGUUUGAACUCGGCUCAUGGGUUACUGAACUUAUAUUGAGUGCUUGUUCACAAUCUAUAAGAUCUGAGAUGUGCAUGUUAAUAAAUUUGCUUUGUGGACAAAGUUCAUCAAGACGGUUUCGGUUGCUAAAUCUGCUGAUGUCUUUGUUACCAUCUACUCUUUCUGCUGGAGAAAAUGCGGCCGAAUAUUUUGAGUUGCUCUUUAGAAUGAUAGAUUCAGAAGAUGCUCGCAUAUUUUUGACUGUUCGAGGAUGUUUGUCUACCAUAUGUAAGUUAAUCAUGAGGGAAGUCAAUAAUGUUGAGUCCUUGGAGAGAAGUCUCCAUAUUGAUAUAUCUCAAGGGUUUAUUCUUCAUAAGCUUAUAGAGCUCCUUGGGAAAUUUCUGGAGGUCCCUAAUAUCAGAUCGAGAUUUAUGCGAGCAGUGUUAUCCGAUGUUCUUGAGGCACUUAUUGUGAUCAGGGGCCUAAUUGUUCAAAAGACUAAACUAAUAAGUGACUGUAACCGGCUCCCUGAAGAUCUUCUCGACAGUCUUCUGCUUGAGAGCAAUGAGAACAAAGGGCUGUUCAUACAGGCUUGUAUCGGUGGCUUACAGAUUCAUGGAGAGGACAGAAAAGGGCGUAAUUCUAUGUUUAUCUUGGAGCAGCUCUGUAAUUUGGUUUGCCCGUCGAAGCCAGAGCCUGUAUAUCUGUUAAUACUGAACAAGGUUCAUACUCAGGAGGAAUUUCUUAGCGCGUCAAUGACCAAGAAUCCUUACUCGAGUGCUGAGCUCGGUCCUCUAAUGCGUGAUGUCAAAAAUAAAAUCUGCCACCAGUUGGACCUCCUGGGUCUGCUUGAAGAUGAUUAUGGCAUGGAGUUGCUUGUCGCAGGGAACAUCAUCUCUCUUGAUUUGAGGUUGCUCAAGUUUAUGAGCAAGGUUUGGAAGAAAUCAAACGGUCAAUCAUCAAAUUCAGCACCUGGGAACAGGUACUGGCACGUUUUGAACUCAUUGUCUCAUCCUUCAGGGCUUAAGAAGUCAAAUAAACAGCAGAGGAAUACGGAGAUGGUUGCAAGAAUUUUGCCUUACUUGACUUACGGAGAAUCUGCAGCCAUGGAUGUUCUCGUCCAGCACUUUGACCCAUACUUGCAGGAUUGGAGCGAGUUUGACCGGUUACAAAAGCAAUACGAAGACAAUCCUAAGGAUGAAAAGACGGCUCAACAAGCAGCCAAACAGAAAUUUGCGCUGGAGAAUUUUGUGAGGGUCUCUGAAUCACUUAAGACGAGUUCUUGUGGUGAGAGAUUGAAGGAUAUAAUAUUGGAGAAAGGGAUUACUGCAGUUGCUGUGAGACACUUGAAGACAUGUUUUGCAUGCACGGGACAGCCUGGGUUUAAAUCAACUGCAGACUGGGCAUCUGGAUUGAAAUUGUCUUCUGUUCCCCUGAUACUCUCUAUGCUGAGGGGGCUAUCAAUGGGUCACUUGGCCACUCAAAGGUGUAUCGAUGAGGAAGGAAUUUUGCCUUUGCUUCAUGCCUUAGAGAGUGUCUCAGGUGAAAAUGAGAUUGGUGCAAAGGCUGAAAACUUGCUGGACACCCUUACUGAUAAGGAAGGAACCGAUAAUGGAUUCUUAACAGAAAAAGUUCGCCAACUACGACAUGCAACACGUGAUGAGAUGAGGCGUAGAGCUCUGAAGAAAAGAGAGCAGUUGCUUCAGGGACUUGGAAUGCGGCAAGAACUUACCUCAGAUGGAGGUGAGCGAAUCGUUGUUUCACAACCUGUCCUCGAAGGAUUCGAAGAUGUCGAAGACGAGGAAGAUGGGCUAGCUUGCAUGGUUUGCCGAGAGGGUUACCGAUUGAGAUCCACUGAUUUGUUGGGGGCCUACACUUACAGCAAGCGUGUCAACUUGGGUGUUGGAAGCUCGGGGAAUGCCCGUGGAGAUUGCGUUUACACAACUGUCAGCCAUUUCAACAUCAUACAUUUCCAGUGCCAUCAAGAGGCUAAAAGAGCCGACGCUGCUUUAAAAAAUCCAAAGAAGGAAUGGGAUGGAGCUGCCCUUAGAAACAACGAAACCCUCUGCAACAACUUAUUCCCCCUAAGAGGCCCCACUGUUCCUAUCGGACAAUACAUACGUUACGUCGACCAGUACUGGGACUAUCUCAACUCUCUGGGGCGUGCAGAUGGAAGCCGACUGCGUUUAUUGACUUACGACAUCGUUUUGAUGCUAGCUCGGUUUGCCACAGGUGCAUCGUUUAGUGCGGAUAGCAGAGGUGGUGGGAAAGAAAGCAAUUCAAAAUUCUUACCUUUCAUGAUACAGAUGGCACGACACCUUCUAGAUCAGGACUCUUCACAACGAAACAAUCUUGCUAAAACGAUUGCAACUUACUUGUCUUCCUCUACACUAGAGUCAAAAGCCUCGACUUCUCCCAGUACUCAGCCACCUUCUAGUGGAGACGAAACUAUCCAAUUCAUGAUGGUGAGCUCGCUCCUUUCGGAAUCUUACGACUCUUGGUUGAAGCAUCGACGGGCCUUCUUGCAGAGAGGAAUAUACCACGCUUACAUGCAGAAGCACGGGCGCUCUCUGCACCGAACCACCCCUAAUGUAUUGGGAAGCACUUCUGUAGAUAGUGGUGGAUCUGAUGAACUAUUCUCGACUAUACAGCCUAUGCUUGUUUACACCGGCUUGAUCGAGCAGCUUCAGUGCUAUUUCAAGGUGGGGAAAUCUUCGACAGUGGUGGACCAAAUUCGAGAAAGCGGAGACGAGAGCAAGAAGUUGGAAGCUUGGGAGAUUUUGAUGAAAGAGAGAUUGUUGAACGUGAAAGAUAUGGUGGCUUUCUCGAAGGAGCUGCUCACGUGGCUUGAUGACAUGACUUCGGCUAAUGAUUUGCAGGAGUCUUUUGAUGUUAUUGGUGCUUUGUCAGAUGUUUUGGCUUCUGGACACACGAGGUGUGAGGAUUUCGUAUAUGCUUCUAUCAAUUUAGGGAAAAGCUAAUUCUUGAUGGCAACUUUUUUUUUUCCUUUUUCUUUUUUGGUUGUAUUUGUCACUGUAAUGGUGCAGACAUUUGGAAAUGCUUAGUGAUGUAUGUAUUUAUUGUACAUGUAAUGUAUUGUUUGACGUUGUAUCUAUAAUUGUUGCUAAGCAAGAGGAAGGAUAUGUUUCGUGAUGAAACAAUAAAUUUUGCAUAAACAUUUUAAGUUAUUUUUCGACGUUUUGGGUU
Messenger RNA from Erythranthe guttata (spotted monkey flower), 15129 nucleotides. Lineage: Eukaryota; Viridiplantae; Streptophyta; Magnoliopsida; Lamiales; Phrymaceae. The record is from RefSeq and is a predicted model, not a curated record.